UGAAAUCUCGCGAGAUGAGAGCUGCUAUGGAUUGUAGCUGGCUGGCAGGAGCCGAGGAGCUGGGCGCUUAGACAGCGAGCCGGGGCUGCGGGCUGCCUUAAUACAUAAGAAAACCGGGCCUGUCCCGCGAAAAGCGAGCCUUUCAGGCGCUGUGGGAUGGCACUGAUUACCCAUGAUGCUCAGGACUGUGGGCAUGUAGCCUCCAGCUAAUUCUGUCCGGCCCCUCCCCCUUUCCAAGCCAAGAUGGCGGUCCAGGAAUCAGCUGCUCAGCUCUCAAUGGCUCUGAAGGUUCAGGAGUACCCAACUUUAAAGGUGCCAUAUGAGACUCUAAACAAGCGCUUUCGGGCAGCCCAGAAGAACAUUGACCGAGAGACAAGCCACGUCACCAUGGUUGUGGCUGAACUAGAAAAGACGUUGAGCAGCUGCUCGGCCGUGGACAGUGUGGUUAGCCUGCUUGAUGGCGUUGUUGAAAAAUUAAGUGUUCUUAAGAGAAAGGCUGUGGAAUCGAUCCAGGCAGAGGAUGAGAGCGCCAAACUGUGCAAACGGCGGAUUGAACACCUGAAGGAGCACAGCAAUGACCAAGUGGCGGCAAUCAAUAUGUGGAAAAAGAAGCGUAUGGACCGCAUGAUGGUGGAACAUCUCCUGCGCUGCGGCUACUACAACACGGCUGUGAAACUAGCUCGCCAAAGUGGGAUCGAGGACUUGGUGAAUAUCGAGAUGUUUCUGACUGCAAAGGAAGUGGAGGAGUCUCUGGAAAGGCAAGAAACCAUGACUUGCCUGGCUUGGUGCCAUGAUAACAAAUCAAGGCUUAGGAAAAUGAAGAGCUGCCUGGAAUUCAGUUUGAGGAUCCAAGAGUUUAUUGAGCUGAUUCGGCAGAAUAAGAGGCUGGAUGCUGUUAGACACGCACGGAAGCAUUUCAGCCAGGCAGAGGGGAGCCAGCUAGAUGAGGUGCGCCAGGUGAUGGGGAUGCUGGCCUUUCCCUCCGACACCCACAUCUCUCCUUACAAGGAUCUUCUGGACCCAGCGCGGUGGCGAAUGCUGAUCCAACAGUUCCGUUAUGAUAACUACAGGCUUCAUCAGUUGGGGAACAACUCUGUUUUUACUAUAACACUUCAGGCGGGCCUCUCGGCUAUUAAAACACCACAGUGCUACAAAGAGGAUGGGACCUCGAAGAAUCCCGACUGCCCCGUGUGCAGCAAAUCUCUGAAUAAAUUAGCACAGCCCCUCCCGAUGGCACACUGCGCCAACUCCCGGUUGGUCUGCAAGAUUUCCGGAGAUGUCAUGAAUGAAAACAACCCUCCCAUGAUGCUCCCAAAUGGAUAUGUGUAUGGAUAUAAUUCUCUGCUUUCUAUUCGCCAAGAUGACAAAGUCGUUUGCCCUAGAACCAAAGAGGUCUUCAACUUCUCCCAAGCUGAGAAAGUCUACAUCAUGUAGGCGUGGGAACCUCCUCGUGCCUCUCGCCCCUCCCCCCACACCAUGACCAGAGUGCUCGGCCGACAGCAGCAUAAACCGCACAAUGGGAGGGGGGGCAUCGGCGACUGUUCAGUGGUUGCAUUCAUCCUUUCUUGCAACCAAAGAUUUACCAAGUAACAACAGUACAUGCGUCAAGGAAACAUCUGCUUCCAAAUACAAAAAACAAAAACAUUUGUACUUGAAAUUUACAGUUUUGAUUGUGCGAGUUUUGUAACGAGUCGCGACUGGCGCUUCUGAAAACUUCUUUAAGAAUUUAGCCAUUUUCUUUUUUUUUUUAACACUUAUUUGCUAUAGAGACUUGCGAUGCUUGGCCCGUUCCUCAAGUUCUGAGGUUCUAGGGUUCCACUUUUGAUUUUUUAGAGGUCUUGGGAUCAUAUGGUUAGCGCUAAAGCCUAUUUUGCUUUGAGAAUGUAUUCACGGGGAAAUCAAACCCAUAUUCUUCCAUGUUGGACUUCCCAGAGCUUUGCCUACAUUCAGUAACUGCACAUAAGCAACAGCCGUGGUCCUGAUCCAGUAUUUUCUGGAUACACAACGCGUUUUCAACCAACAGCCGCAAAGGAAAUUUUAGUCUUUGUAACCUUAAGGAAACUUUGCUGUAGAAAUUUGUAUUUAGUGCUUAUUUUUGCAUGUUGGUGUUCAUCAACUAAUAAAAUAUUGUUCAUUUAA
Molecule: messenger RNA, 2139 nt
Organism: Xenopus tropicalis (tropical clawed frog)
Lineage: Eukaryota; Metazoa; Chordata; Amphibia; Anura; Pipidae
Source: RefSeq, a predicted model, not a curated record